Molecule: messenger RNA, 2223 nt
Organism: Carassius auratus (goldfish)
Lineage: Eukaryota; Metazoa; Chordata; Actinopteri; Cypriniformes; Cyprinidae
Product: adenosine receptor A2a-like
Exons: 3
Coding region: 746-2026 (426 amino acids)
Biological process (GO): G protein-coupled adenosine receptor signaling pathway; adenylate cyclase-activating G protein-coupled receptor signaling pathway
Cellular component (GO): plasma membrane
Molecular function (GO): G protein-coupled adenosine receptor activity
Source: RefSeq, a predicted model, not a curated record
AUACUUGUACUAAAUUUAGUCUUGUAAGUUUGCUUUCAGUUUAAUCGCAGAAGACUUAGCGCUCGCAGCUCAGUUGUUUCACCGAUUCUUGAUCACAGGAUGAAGCGGCAUCUGUAUCUAGCAGUCGUCCAGUGUGGAAAUGCUGGCUCUGGAUUGGUCAGUCGCCUGCUCUCACGGGGGUCCUAUAGUCUGUCUGCUCUCUGAUAUCGACUUCACUCACACACUUCUGACGCUGAACGCGCCGACGGAAUCAUUCACGAAUCAUGAACCUCUGAGGACUCAAGUUUUUGUAUUUCGCUUUCCGAAGGGUUGUCUUUUCAUCUUAAUGCGAUUUCCAGCUUAUUUAGAUUUUCUCGUUGUUAUUCCAGCGGUCAUCAACUCUGAUGGGAAUGCAGCGGAAUACUAAAUGUUAUAGAAAGUCAGGCAAGCAACACAUGGAACGGGGACUGGACCAUCACAUCUAACACCAUCACAUGGGAUCAGAAUGGAUUUUCAUUCAUUUUAUUUAAUACCAAAUCUCUCUUAAAAAUCUGAGGGGAAAUGUCUGUAGAUACUUUUUAAAAUACUUACCAAGUUUUUAUUUUUAAUUGGCGAUCCAACAAUCUGGAACAUUUUUAACAAGGUAACUCUUGAUUGUUGGUCUUCUGGUAAGGCUGACACUAGGCCUUGUGAGGUAGCUGUUGCGUGGAGCUGCAGCUAUGGACAUUGAGGCGAGGGAUCUUCCUUUCUCCCCAGGAAGCUCACCAUGCUGAACGAUGUCUUUGACGUGUCGUACAUGAUUCUGGAGCUGCUGAUUGCCCUGCUCUCGGUCCUGGGCAACGUGUUGGUCUGCUGGGCAGUGGGCCUCAAUAGCAACCUCCAGAGCAUCACCAACUUCUUUGUUGUUUCGCUGGCCGUGGCGGACAUCGCAGUGGGUGUGCUGGCCAUUCCCUUCUCCAUCGUGAUUAGCACCGGAUUCUGUGCCAGUUUCUACGGUUGUCUGUUCAUCGCCUGCUUCGUCCUGGUGCUGACCCAGAGCUCCAUAUUUAGUCUUCUAGCUAUUGCCAUCGACCGCUACAUUGCCAUCAAGAUCCCGCUGAGAUACAACAGCCUAGUAACCGGGCAGCGUGCCAGAGGCAUCAUAGCGAUCUGCUGGGUUCUGUCGGUUAUCAUCGGUCUAACACCCAUGUUAGGCUGGCACAAAGCCCGCUCAGAAGAGGCCCUCAACAGCACCUGUCCACCCGGUAUGAUGGAGUGUUUGUUUGAGCAGGUGGUGGUUAUGGACUACAUGGUUUACUUCAACUUCUUCGCCUGCGUGCUGGUGCCAUUGCUCCUCAUGCUGGCCAUUUACCUACGGAUCUUCAUGGCCGCACGCCACCAACUCAAAUGCAUUGAGUCCAAAGCCGUACCCUAUGAGCUCAAGUCCCGCUCCACCCUGCAGAAAGAGGUCCACGCCGCAAAAUCUCUGGCGAUUAUCGUUGGCCUGUUCGCGGUUUGCUGGUUGCCGCUGCACAUCAUCAACUGUUUCACUCUGUUUUGUCCAAAGUGUGCACGGCCGCCAAUUCUUGUCAUGUACCUGGCUAUAAUUCUCUCGCACGCAAACUCAGUCGUGAACCCGUUCAUUUACGCCUACCGCAUACGUGAAUUCAGAUACACUUUUCGGAAGAUCGUCCGCUAUCACAUUUUGGGUAGACAAGAGCCUCUUUCUUGCAAAGGAAGCACCCGUACCUCAGCCCGAACAAGUGUGGCGGAUUCGCUCCGGAUUAAAGUCAACGGCCUGCUGCGAGACCUCUACACCGAACAGAGCAGCACCACCAGCAGCUGUGAAAGUGCUGUAUUAGACAACCAGCCUAUGGACCUCACUAAAGCUCACAGACAUCUGGGACUGAGGCAUCCAGAGUCACCGCUCACUGGGAAUAAUGAGGAUGUUGCAUGCAGGAAGCAUACCGUACUUGACAUUACUGAUGGGAAGGAUCCAUCCUCGCCACUUCAUGUUGAAUCAACUCUGUACCUACAAGGUACAGAUGAACUCACAGAGGUUUCCUAAAAAUUUGUGGAUUCUAAUUAUUUAUUGCUGCUUCAAAACAAUGAUGGGCUAAAAUAUGAAAUACAAAGUAGAUCUUUUUGCUUUUUUAUGGACAUGACAUUAUUGUGGAGCUGAAGCAGCUCAGAACUGUGUAUAUUUGAUAUUGUAAUGACUGUAAUGAUAAUGUAAACAUAUUAAAGAGCAUCAAAAAUGAUUGA